AUGGCUCACUCAUCAGAGCCCCCUCGGAGGGAGAAGACCCCUGGCCCUCAAGGGUCACACACAGCUACACGCAACCUCCUCCGCAAGAAGGAGCAGCGCCGUCGCGGAAUCCGAUCCUCCUCACCCAUGGGCAGGGUCAUCCUCAUCAACUCUCCUGUGGAUGGUGGAGAUGACAGUGAAGACCUCCACACAAUCACAGUGGAUAAAAGUUUGGAUGGCAGACUUGGCUUCAGCGUCAGGGGAGGGUCUGAACACGGGCUCAGCAUCUUUGUCAGUAAAGUGGAGGACGACAGUGCAGCAGCGGAGGCCGGUUUGCGUGUCGGGGAUAAACUGGUGGAGGUGAAUGGGAUCAGCCUGGAGAGCAUCACCAUGAGCAGUGCUGUCCGGGUCCUGACCGGCAGCAACAGACUGAGGAUGGUGGUGAGGAGGGUCGGCAAGGUCCCCGGCAUCCGCUACUCCAAAGAGAAGACCACAUGGGUAGAUUUGAUACAUAAACGGAUGGUGGUGGAGGAAAGCGGAAAGACUCCUUCUGAGGCCAGUUCUGUAAGUGCUCUGCCAAGAAUCGUUCACCUUUCCACCACUUCCGACGAUUACUGCCUGGGAUUUAACAUUCGGGGAGGCAAGGAGUUUGGGCUCGGCAUCUAUGUCUCCAAACUGGAUCCAUGCGGGCUCGCUGAACUGAACGGGAUCAAAAUGGGCGACCAGAUACUCGUCGCGAACGGGAUCAGCUUUGAGGACAUCAGUCACAGCAGCGCAGUGGAAGUGCUGAAGAGCCACACGCAUGUUAUGCUCACUAUUAAGGAGGCGGGGCGCUAUCCUGCCUACAAGGAGAUGGUGGCUGAAUACAGAUGGUUGAAUAAAUUGGCCAAUGGAACCCAGAACUCGUCGUCCCAGGGCUCAGUCUCCACCUCCUCGGCCUCGUCGCUCUCCUCGGGGACUCCGGUGAGCUCUCUCAGCGGUCUGUCCCAGGUCAUGUUCCCUCCCAGUCUGCCGUUUGGGUCCGACAUGGUGGACGUGUGCAUCUCCACUGAAGACCAGAGGUCUGAGCCAGAACAUCCAGAGAUCUCGGCUGACACGACCCGCAGUCUGGGACCGACCACGCUGCUUAAAGACACUGCCAUCCGAGGAGACGAGGGCAAAAAGAAGAAAGAAUCUCCCAAAACCGCUGUGCUCCUGGCUCUUAGCAAACCCAGCCGGCCCAUCACCCGCUCCCAGAGCCAGGUCACUGUAGCAGAGAUUACACAGAAGAAGGAGAAAACGCAGAAAGGAAAAGACCCAGAGGAGAAGAGCACGCUGCAGAGGUCAAAAACGUUUGUGAAUCUGCUGUUUAAAGGUGGACGGAAAGGUCGUUCCAAGUCCAGUGAUCGAGCUGGCAAAGAUGGAAAACAGCCAAAUGCAGAGAUGCUGGGGGUGGUGGAAGGCAUGGCCCGGAGGCUGCUGACGGAGGAGGAGGUGGCUUCUGUGAUGAAGAGCUGUCGCCGGUACAUAGCCGAACAGUCAGUAGAAACCUUCAUACGCCACCUACUGGGCGUUCUGGACAGACCCGAGAAGUUACUGCUGCUGAGAGAAGCAAGGAUGCUGCUUUCUCCGCCUGACCUCACUUUAUUCAACAACAUGGUGGCUCCAGUCGAAGCUGAGGCCUACGACAUCCUCAAGUAUCGCUCAAUCCGAACCCCUCCACUCCGCUCUCCGAACGCUGGACGGGCCCCAAAACGACAUCUCAUCACACCCAUCCCAGACUACAGAGGAGGCUUUGAGCUGCACCAUGCGGAGGAGGUGGAGAAGGAGAGCCACCUACUGGAGCAGCUGGAGAAGCUCAGCCUGACCGCUCCUACUGUCCCCAGACCUCACACCUCCAGUGCCUUCGCCCCGCUGCUGGACGUCCCUUUGGACGGGUACCACUCCAAUUCCAGGGAGCUAAAGCCUCCCUCCAGCCCCAUGGUCCCCAACUGGCUCCUGGCCCGCUCAGAAGACUCUCGUUUCCCCUUGAGGACCGACAUAGGGACCGUGCGUUCUGUUCACUUCGACGAGGUCUCACUUCACUCCACGUCAGACAGAAGCAGCACAUCUCAGAGAGGCCGGUCCCCUUCCAGGAACGGAAACGCGAAAGAUAAAAAAGGGAAGGAAGUUUUGUUUACGCUUCAAAGUGCCUCAAACCGGAGUCGGCCUCUGCUGUCCCAAGUUUUCAGCCCCAGUUCAGAACAAAAACACCAGAGUGGGACGGUGAACGGACAUGUUUCAGAGAACGGACUGAACGGGACGGGGGCAGAGCAGAAGUACGAGCUCAAGACGGUCAGCAUCUCCAAGACCAAGCAGUCUCUGGGUAUCAGUAUAUCCGGGGGCAUGGAAUCAAAGGUUCAGCCAAUCAUAAAAAUAGAGAAGAUUUUUCCCGGUGGAGCCGCUUCGACGAGUGAAGUUCUAAAGGCAGGAUUCGAGCUGGUGUCAGUGGACGGAGUGUCUUUGCAGGGAGUCACUCACCAACACGCUGUGGACAUUAUCCGGAAAGCCUUCAGCAACAAGGCCAAAGACCCCAUGGUUUUUGUGGUCAAAGUCCCACAAAAUCCUUAA
Knipowitschia caucasica is the source of this 2568-nucleotide messenger RNA. The record is from the annotation of a GenBank genome assembly. NCBI's taxonomy places the organism in Eukaryota, Metazoa, Chordata, Actinopteri, Gobiiformes, Gobiidae.